Colletotrichum acutatum is the source of this 1078-nucleotide messenger RNA. RefSeq lists its product as uncharacterized. The transcript is spliced from 4 exons. Lineage: Eukaryota; Fungi; Ascomycota; Sordariomycetes; Glomerellales; Glomerellaceae. The record is from RefSeq and is a predicted model, not a curated record. Bases 132 to 890 code for a protein of 252 amino acids.
CAGAAUACGAGCAGUUCCUCAAAGUGAUACAUCAUCUCUGCGGUCCUGAAGAUAGUUCGUAGUAGCUGACUCGAAGAAAGUUGACUAUCGCGACUUCGGCAACGUACAGCUACGGUCUGGCUCUCGCCAAAAUGUCCUUCGCCGUUCUCUACAUACGAAUGCUACCAGAUCGAAGACUCGUGGUGAUGAAUAGGGCCAUAAUUAUCCUCCUUUGCUGUCAGGCCAUCGAGGAGAGCCUCAUCCCAAUAUUUCAAUGUAAACCGAUUGCGAAAGCCUGGACCGUAGGUCUGGAAGGGAGUUGCCUUGACCUCCCGGUUCUAUGGUGGAGCGGCUUUGGAUUCAAUCUCUGCACCGACUUGAUCUUAUUCAUACAGCCAGUUCCUACGUUAUGGAAGUUGCAACUGCCGCUAGUGAAAAGACUUGGCCUCAUCGCCAUGUUGUCAUUGGGUUUAUUGGUUGUCGCUAUUUCUGUGAUUCGCAUGCACUCCGUUACCGAGAUGGGAAUUGACGACACACAUGAUCUUGCAACCCCAAUAUUGUGGUCUGAAGCAGAGAUCAGCACCUUGAUCGUUUGUUCAUGUGUGCCUUCCUUACGAAAGGUGGUCCAAAAGCUGCCAUGCUCAUAUCAACCAUUUGGUAUAGCUAGCAUCGACACGCCGCCACGGGCCAUCGAAACCAUUGGCCAAACGAGACGAGAACCACGACUCACAUCGAAGUAUGGCAGCGGUCAUGAAAGAUACUACUCUAUCCGGUCAGGUUCUACAGACAGGACCCUGACGUAUCCUUUGAGUGUAUUGAGUCGGCCUAUCAAAGCUUCGUCCGAGGCAAGAGAGGUACCGCAGGCGACGGCAAUAGCAUUGCCAAUCUACGAGAACUGGAACUGGAGCUAGACUGCGACAUGGAGCGCAGUGCGGGAGACACGGUUAACAUACCCGAAGAGACAUACUUUCCAAUAGGAAAUGGCAAUGAAAAAGUGAGAGGCGACGGCACAUAGACAUAGAAAUUAUACCAAGAGAUGAGUUAUCACCGUGUCGGGUCCGAUCCGAGUUCUUGCGUAGGUGUGAGAAGUGGAAGCCCG